AUGUCUGAAGAGCCGACAACUAGCCAAAGGCUCACCCAAUUUGUUUUCUCCCUUGAGGAGGAUGAUCUGGUAAUGGAAACCCGGCAACCCCCGACAAUAAACGACCAAAUGGCCGAGAUCAGCCAAAGGGUUCGGUCAUUGGUGUUGGAGGCCAACACGAAGCAGCUGGCGGAGAACACGAAGCAGCUGGCGGAGAACACGAAGCAGCUUGCGGAGACCACGAACAAGGUUGCGAGGAUGACGGCCUUGUUGGAGAUUUUCGUAAAGGGGAAGGCGAAGAAUGUGGAUGUGGAUGUGGCGUUCCCAGUCACAUCGGAGGAAGACCUGGUGGCUUUAGAUCAGAACAUAAGCUCAGGGUCCCAAGAACGCUACAUGGAAGCAAUAACAAAAAUUUUAAAAAGCAACAAUUUGUCAAAGGCAAUAAAGGGCGCAUUGUCAGAAACGCUGUUGUGCGCCUACAACAUACACGGCCUAAACGGGAAAAAGUCAUUAAAAGCAUUUCCCAAAUUCUUUUCCGUUCUGAUUGAUAGCAUAAGCACAUUAGAAGGCCAGCAGCCAGGAGAGAAGGCCUUAGCCCACGCACUGGCAUGUGUUAAAAAUAAUGCAAACAAAAAAAGGAAAAAA
This is a messenger RNA of Drosophila santomea, 624 nucleotides long. RefSeq lists its product as uncharacterized. The transcript has 4 exons. The record is from RefSeq and is a predicted model, not a curated record. Lineage: Eukaryota; Metazoa; Arthropoda; Insecta; Diptera; Drosophilidae. The annotation marks the transcript as partial.